GCAGAGCAAAAAGCUGGGGCACCUUAUUGGGCGGGGAAUAUCACGUGACUGCUAUCAUUGAACUGACGCUGUGUUUUGGCGGACGAUCGAGAGAGCAGCCGGUUAUUUCAUCAGGGACUGAUCAACGACAAUGGCAGGAGGAAAAGCAGGAAAAGAUUCCGGUAAAGCGAAAGCUAAGGCCGUCUCCCGAUCUGCAAGAGCUGGACUUCAGUUUCCAGUCGGUCGUAUUCACAGACACUUGAAAAACAGAACGACAAGUCACGGUCGUGUUGGAGCCACAGCUGCUGUAUAUAGUGCCGCAAUUUUGGAAUACUUGACCGCUGAAGUACUUGAGUUGGCUGGCAAUGCCAGUAAGGAUUUGAAAGUAAAACGUAUCACACCUCGCCAUCUGCAGCUAGCCAUCAGAGGAGACGAAGAAUUGGAUUCAUUAAUCAAAGCAACUAUUGCUGGUGGUGGUGUCAUCCCUCAUAUCCACAAGUCUCUGAUCGGAAAGAAGGGCUCCCAGAAGGCAGCAUAAGAUGGAGGAUGCGUUCUAUCCUGUACAUUGCCAUGUGUAGCUGCUGUUGCGGUGGAACACUGUCACUGUGGCAGUCUGUAGCAUAACCAUCACCUCAUCUCACCCUUCACUCCACUGUAGCAAUCAUCGUCAUCUCAUCAUAGUAGAAUUCAAAUUUUUAUUUACUCGUGUUUGAAAUGUCUUUGUAUUCCAUGUUUUGUCCGUCAUUAAAAUUUAACAUGUCAAAAACAA
This is a messenger RNA of Haliotis rubra (blacklip abalone), 748 nucleotides long. RefSeq names its product histone H2A.V. The transcript is spliced from 5 exons. Gene Ontology annotation, cellular component: nucleosome. Gene Ontology annotation, molecular function: DNA binding; structural constituent of chromatin; protein heterodimerization activity. The coding region runs from base 131 to 517 and encodes 128 amino acids. NCBI's taxonomy places the organism in Eukaryota, Metazoa, Mollusca, Gastropoda, Lepetellida, Haliotidae. The record is from RefSeq and is a predicted model, not a curated record.